AUUGGAAUGAGGAAUCCCAGGCCGGAAGAGUCGACUUUGAUGACCGCCGUCGCCAACAUCACGAUAAGUGGAAGCCAUGCUCAUCCAACUCACAUCGUCGUAGGCCGUGCUUCUUGUCAUCUGAUCAUCCAUAGCGUGAUGAUGAUGAUGAUGAGAAUGCCGCCGUGGCUGGUAGUGGUGGUGGCGACUGGUGAUCAUGAUCAACAACAGGAUGGUUGUGGUGAUCUUGCAAUUUGGCUGCAGCUUGCGGGCCCCUGUUGAAAUCAACGCUGGAUAAUUUUGGAUAGAGGAGAUGCGUUGCUAAUGGGUUUGGGGAUUUGGAAGAUGCAUUUGCCUUGUGUUGAACAUCGGCAAGGUCUUGGAAAGUAAGAUUGACCGAAUCAUCUGGGAUUCCCAGGUAGAGUUGUUCAAGCUCCAUUCUUGCUUUAGCCAAAGUUUUCAACUCUUCCCCCAUCAAUAUAUGGAGUACAGUAAA
Messenger RNA from Rubroshorea leprosula, 475 nucleotides. The record is from the annotation of a GenBank genome assembly. Lineage: Eukaryota; Viridiplantae; Streptophyta; Magnoliopsida; Malvales; Dipterocarpaceae.